CGGGCGUUGGCGGGGCGCUCGUGGCCUGGCCUGGAUGCCCUCAUCCAGCCGGGGCCGGACGGGGACACCUGCAUGCCGCUCCCCAGCCUAAGCAGGGAUCCGCGACAUGGAGGGGAACCGAAUGCUGCGUGGCUGUCCUGAAGAGAAGAACCGUCCCACUUCCAGAAAAGGGACAGCUGAAGGUGAUUUGAAGGCAUUUUGGACACAACUGGAAAGUAGAAGAGUGGAUCUCAUAUUUGAGCAGGUGCAAGAAGUACUGCUGCUGCUAAAGGAGAAGAUCAAGAAUGGAACUGCCACAAAUCAAGAAUGCUGGCAGGCUUGGACACUGGUAAACGAAGCUGAUCUGGGUGAUCUUUUAACGUUGACAAAUGUAAAUGAUGUUCUUGAUGAAGGGGAUACAAAGGAACCCAAACCUAAAUCACAGCAUCCUGUUAGAGAUGACAACAGUGGAAAUUCUGUGGAGGGUUCGCACAGCAAAAAGGAGAAGAUUGAAAAAUCAGACUCAGGGAGUGAGGAAACAUCGAGUGAAAUUCAACGUGCACCUUUGAAUCGCCGGUAUCGGAUCCACAAGUGCUCCAGUGCGUGUCUCUCCAACAGAGCAGUGAGCUCCUACAAGGGUGAAAAUCCUCUGAAGAUACCAAUACUGUUUCACUUUCAGAGACGCCAUGCGAAAGCAGACUGCCUUUCAAAGUCACUGGAUGUGCAUUACAAAGCUCCCUGUGGCAGGAGUCUGAGAAGUUUUCAAGAUGUUCAGAAUUAUUUGUUUGAGACAAAAUGUGAUUUCUUAUUUAUUGAUCACUUCUCUUUCAACACAUACGUCCUGUUGGGCAGGAACAUUGUAAAUCCAGAACCCCUCGUGUUUGAUCUUGAUAUUAGCAAUGGAGCUGAAUCUGUGCCUAUUUCCUUCUCUAAUGACAUUGAUCGUGCCAGGUUACCUUAUUUCAAAUACCGGAGGGCAUCGUGGCCUCGUGGAUAUUAUCUCAACAAUUUAUCCAGCAUGUUUCUUGAUUCAUGUGACUGCACGGAUGGCUGCAUUGAUAGGUCCAAGUGUGCAUGUCUGCAGCUAACUGCAAGAGGCUGCCGUAGUAAAGUUUCUCUGUCUCCUAAUACCAAAACGUCUCGUGGAUACAGUUACAAAAGACUGGAAGGGCCUGUUCCUAGUGGAAUUUAUGAGUGUAGCGUGUCGUGCAGAUGUGACAAGAUGAUGUGUCAGAACAGAGUUGUGCAGCAUGGCAUUCAAGUUCGGUUGCAGGUGUUCAACACAGAGAAGAAGGGUUGGGGCGUCCGCUGCCUGGAUGAUAUCGACAAGGGGACGUUUGUUUGUACUUACUCAGGCAGGUUAAUGAGCAGAGCUGAAGUUCAAGAGUUGGGAGGUGCUGAUCAAGACUCGAAAGAGGAGAGUGCUGUGAAUGACAGAGGGCAAAGCUUUCUUUCCAAAAAAAGAAAACUGGACUCUAGCUGUUCAGACUCCGAGAUUGAACUCGUGCACACUGGCAAAGAGGAUAUUCUUGAGCAGCAGGAGCCACCUGGUGAUAAUGAAAGUGAAUCAGCUCUAAUUCAUCCAAGGAAUUUGAAUACUGCAGCUGUGAGAAGGCUUGGAACUAGAAUAGCUGUUGUGGAUAAUCACCAGCUAAAAAUGGAGGUUGAUACUCUGGUGCACAGUGCCAGCUCAGAUGAAGAUAAUGUUUCUCAGCCUCAGCAUUCAAGCAAAACAGAACUGACCAGUGGAACAAACAAAGAAAAAGAAAGAUCCAUCCAGAAGCAGAAGGAAGAAGAUCUGGUGGAAGUUGGACAGACGGAGCCUGCAGAAAUGGGCAGUGCAGAAUGCAAAAGGAAGAGUCUGUCUCUGAAGGGUGUUGCCUGUGGCAGAUUGGAUGUGCUGAAUGAUAAAUGCGUUGUGAAGCCAUCCACACCACAGAAAGCUAACUGCAACGAGGAAGCUCACAGACAGUCAAAGCAAGGCAUAUUUUGUGUGGAUGCAGAUGGUGACAGGACGUUUCUGAAGAAUGCUAAUGAUGAAAAUAUCUAUGUACUAGAUGCCACAAAAGAAGGAAAUGUGGGUCGCUUUCUUAAUCACAGCUGCUGCCCCAAUCUCUUUGCACAGAGUGUGUUUGUGGAGACUCACAACAGAAGUUUCCCAUGGGUUGCUUUCUUCACAAACAGGCAUGUGAAAGCUGGAACUGAACUCACGUGGGAUUAUGGAUACGAAGUUGGAAGUAUGCCAGAGACAGAGAUUUCCUGUUGGUGUGGAGUUCAGAAAUGCAGGAAGAAAACCCGGCGGUUCGGGUUCGAGCCCCAAGCGAGAUUCGAACCCCCGACCCCAGCUCUACCGCACCUAAAGGCGCGGGGAUGGGCCGAGAGCCUCUCCUUUACCACGCGACCCUCCCGCCUCCAAUCCCCGCCCGCUUCCGUACAGCAGCCAAUCGGCCGCUCGAAGCCCCAGCCCGUCGCCCCGGGCUGUUACUGGGCAUGCUUCGCUGUGCGCCGGGCCCCGCCCGCUUCUGCGCGCUCCUCCCCCGCGUGGAAGUGCGGCGCCGUGCAGGCCGGGCCCGGGGGUGGCGGUGGACGGGAGCGGGCGGCCCGCGCACCAGGAUUCCUCCUCAGAGCCUGUAAGGACAGCUGGGACUGCAGCCUCCAUCUUCAGCAUCUUGCCAAAUUCCCAGGGCACCCAGAGACGCCUCAUCCAACUGGGAGGACCAGGGCCUAUGCAUCUGCAGCGAUUUCAGGUGUUAACUUGCUAGCUCAGGGCUGUCGGCGGCGACGUCUCAGACAUUUGGUGCAUCUCACCUCAUGGGAGUGGGAAACUGAAGAUUUCUGCUGUGGACUUGAAGGGAAAACCACAAAUCUUCCUGUUCCAGGUGCUCUCCAGACGAUGGCCAAAAUGGUGAGAAGGACGUGUGCCUUCUGUUCGGAAGGGGAGGCUGCUUCUAUAAUGUACGUUGCCAAAGAGCAAAAUAUUGCAGCUCAUCAGAGUUGUUUGUUAUUUUCCUCUGGAUUUGUGGAAUCUGAAGAGUAUAACCCAGAAAAUCUGGAUUUAAGGUUUGAUGUGGAAUCCGUGUUGAAUGAAUUCAAGAGAGGAAAGCGACUGGUGUGCAAUUUCUGUCGCAAGAAAGGAGCCACAGUGGGAUGUGAGGAGAGAGCCUGCCGCAGGAGCUACCACUACUUCUGUGCCUUGUGUGAUGAUGCAGCCACAGAAACAGAUGAAGUAAAUGGAGUCUACCGAGUGUUCUGCUCAAAACAUGACCCAGGCAACAGGACCAAUCACUACGAUGCAGCCAAUAAGAGGAAAAGACAUGCAUCGAAAUCUUCCACCACCACGGAACAAAUGAGGGCAGAAGAGACGGCAGAAGAAAACAGAUUACGGAUAUUAAGAAGGAAAAGCAGCAGACACAAAGUCCGAAUCGACUUUCUCAGGAAAUGCAAGCAAGCAGGGCUUCUGGAUGACAUAUUUGAAGAAAUGUUGGACACCCUUCACUUGGCACAGGAAAAGCUGAUGGAUGACAACACUUCAGAGACAGAGUAUGAGGAGACAGUAAUAUCGCUUUUUGACUGUGGACUGUUUGAGAACAUACUGACAAAUAUUCAUUCAGGGACUGAGGAAAAAAUUCAAGAACUGCUGGAAAGCAGGAAAAGACUGGAUAACCAGAUUGAGCUACUGCAGGAGUUAAAAGAAGUUUCCCUGCCCUCCCAAGAGAGUACUGCCAGUACAUCCAGUACAGUGUCUGAAUAACCCCACGGCUGUCGGUCAUGGUGUCAAUACUCCACGUUUUCUGAUGAUAGGAACCAUAUAGAGCACAUCUGGUCAGUGUGUGACUUCCUUUCCCCCAGGCUAGGGCCACAAGCAAAGACUGGAUGUUUUUACUCAUUUUUAUACCUCACUGUUGCAGUAACUUGAAGUUGUUACUCUUUAAAUUUUACUGUGGAUAAUUGUAUUAUACUUCAGCUGUAGUUUUUUAAAGCUGAAUAAAACCCUCCCCGAGGACUUUUUCCUUCAAAGACAAAGGACUAUCAUCAGCUGCCACUGAAAGCUUUUUCAAGUCACUUUAAUUGCAGCAGCCUCUCCUGCCUGUGUGAAGUGGCCACUUCCCUGUCUGCAUCUACACGGUGUUGUUUUAAGGACCACAGUGCUGCCCUGGCUUUCCAAAGAUCAACUAGCAGGACUUGCACUGAGAGAAGUCAUUGGAAUUGUAAGCUGGAGGUUUUUAAAGUGUUUUUUGAUUGAUAUUAGGUCUGCUGUAGCAGCAGUGCUAGAGUGAUGGCUGCAGGCAGACCAGAAGUGGUGAGGUACUACACUCCAAUCUAUGUGUACAGUAUAGAAUGGAUCAGACAAUGGGACUGUCUUUUUCCUUUCUUUGUUAAGAAAAAAACAGAGGGAAGUUGUAUCCUUUAAGAGCUAUUAUAUUAAAAUGAUUUGAAUACAGAAAAGCAUUGAUUAGAAAAGAGUAACUUAAUAAAAAUGAAGUGUUUUUAA
This is a messenger RNA of Centrocercus urophasianus (Greater sage-grouse), 4471 nucleotides long. RefSeq names its product histone-lysine N-methyltransferase SETDB2-like. The record is from RefSeq and is a predicted model, not a curated record. Gene Ontology annotation, biological process: heterochromatin organization; negative regulation of gene expression. Gene Ontology annotation, cellular component: nucleus. Lineage: Eukaryota; Metazoa; Chordata; Aves; Galliformes; Phasianidae. Bases 107 to 3730 code for a protein of 1207 amino acids. The transcript is spliced from 26 exons. Gene Ontology annotation, molecular function: DNA binding; protein binding; zinc ion binding.